CUGACUACAAAUACAUGGCUCAACUAAAUAGAACACGAAAUCAAGGUUGGACUAUGGAGGACGGUUAUCCAGACUAUGAACAGACUUUUCCUGAAAGAGGUUCUGGUGCUGGUGCAAAAGCUGGGUUGGAACUGAAAUUGACUGAGUUGGAAGAACAUCUGGACAAUUUUUGCAAAGGAAGACUUUCGGGUUUUAAGAUAUUAUUGCACAAUCCAUGCGAUCUACCGCGCCCAUCCCAGCAGUAUAUCAGAAUCCCUACGUAUGCAGACGUGACACUCUCCUUCAUAGCAUCAAUGGAAAUGACAUCUGAAGGACUCGAAGUAUUCUCUCCUACAGGACGGCAGUGUUAUUUCGCAGAAGAGCGUACAUUAACAUAUUUUAGACAGUACACACAAUCGAAUUGUGAAUUUGAAUGCUUAACGAAUUAUACUUACGCUAGAUGUGGAUGCGUUCAUUUUAGUAUGCCACACGGCCCGAAUAUGGCGAUAUGUAAUGUAGGGAGCACUGAUUGUAUUAACAAAGCUGAAACGGAGUUGGCUACAUUUGACAUUGAUGAUGAACAACGGGGUAACGUUACGAUCGAGCAAGCCUUCUACAUAGCGAUCGAGUGCAAUUGCCUGCCAGCUUGUAAUUCUAUAGCAUACGAGACAGAAACAACACUGAGUGUACUACAUGACGAAGAUCGUCACACUUUCAGACUAAAUUGGAGAGACUUUGAUUUAGAAACAUAUAAAGUGUCUAAUAUUAUGUUAUUUUUUAAAAAAUCCCAAUUUGAACUAUGGAUACGAUCUGAGCUAUAUGGCACAUCUGAUAUACUUGCAAGUUGCGAAGGACUUUUGGGACUUUUCAUGGGAUUUUCUGUAAUCAACAUUAUUGAAAUUUUAUAUUUUUGCAUACUAAGUAUUUGCCGGCGACAUAAAACUGCUCAAAGACAUCCCGAUGAAGAAGAACUUGAACAUUCAAAGGACAAGUUUUGAAAGCUAGAUCAC
Bicyclus anynana (squinting bush brown) is the source of this 989-nucleotide messenger RNA. Its product is annotated as pickpocket protein 28-like. Bases 15 to 977 code for a protein of 320 amino acids. Gene Ontology annotation, biological process: sodium ion transmembrane transport. The record is from RefSeq and is a predicted model, not a curated record. NCBI's taxonomy places the organism in Eukaryota, Metazoa, Arthropoda, Insecta, Lepidoptera, Nymphalidae. Gene Ontology annotation, molecular function: ligand-gated sodium channel activity. The transcript is spliced from 8 exons. Gene Ontology annotation, cellular component: membrane.